Letharia lupina is the source of this 894-nucleotide messenger RNA. RefSeq lists its product as uncharacterized. The record is from RefSeq and is a predicted model, not a curated record. Lineage: Eukaryota; Fungi; Ascomycota; Lecanoromycetes; Lecanorales; Parmeliaceae. The transcript is spliced from 4 exons. Bases 1 to 894 code for a protein of 297 amino acids.
AUGCAAGAGUUUUGUGGUUUCUCACAUGCGCCUUUGUCACCGAAAAAAAAGCCGCUAUCUGAAGAAUUAUUCAAGGAAACGCACAAGAUUUUGUGUACAAACAUCUCCCAUCCAAAGUACGAUACGUCUUGGGAAGAAUAUGCGGAUAUAUACCGCAACGAUGUACGGCAGCCAGAACGUUGUGACAAAUGCUCAACUGACACUGACAAGAUCUGUCUCGGAGUUGAACUUGGAGUUGCGGCUCUGACCCUCUUUUUGAUCAGAGAUAUUGUGUUCGGUGUGGUAUCGGGAGUGAUCGUCGCCCGCAAAGGCACCUCGGAAUUGAGAAUAUGUGAGCUACCAAUGCACAUGACAAACUCCUCACAGCUAUUGACCCACCCAGAAGAAUCAAACGCAGGCUUCGGCGUCAAAGGAAAAGGACGGAAGACCGCAUAUGCGCAUUCUGACAUCUUCACAACCCUUCAUGGACACGAUACGUCCUGGGCCGAGCUAGAUCCUCUCGCCGUACCCCCUACCGUCGAUGGUGCUCUUCGCGGUGUUUUCUCGUGGUUGGUUGCCAUGAAAGUCCUUCUGGAAAAGAACACCCAAGUCCUCCAUGGAUGCAAGUGGGAGAAUAUCGAACCAGUGCAUAAUUUCUACGAAGAAGACGGCGGUAGAGAAGUGCGCGUGACAUCGAGAUUGGCAUUCUGGGCUAAGAAGAGGCUACAGAUCAACGAAUCACGGAAACUCCUGACUUAUGCCUUGGCCCCGCCUGUAUGCGCUGCGUGCGUGCCCUCGCGGGUAACCCUCGCGCGAUUUACGCCGCUCCGCCUGCUGGCUCGCGCCGACGUAAGUGCGAGCGGUGCUCCCGCGGGGGUCACCUCUGCGUGGCCGAUCCGCUCCCCCCGCCUUUAA